GUAAAUACGCGAAACCUGAUGAGCUUGUGAACGCUGCAUGAGAGCUGGCUUUUACCAAAACAAAAAGGGCUGCGCUGCUCAGAGCGCUUUAUAAUCAGGGUGCAGUAGCUUCUUCUUCUCAGAAAAAUCAUUUUACACGAUUUUUUUACACGAUCUCGAUUCAUUAUGAACUCCAACUGCUAGCAGGCUAAACGACGGCAUUUAACAUGGCCAGUCCUAUGCACUUUGUGUUUUUGCUAUGCAUUGCUUUAUUGGGAGAUUGUUCAUCGCUUCUUGAAGAGUGCAUAUAUGGAAAUGGUGUGCAGUACAGGGGAGAGAAGCAGAAAUCCUCCUCAGGCAGUGUCUGUCUGAACUGGAACAGCACGAACCGGGACUAUGACGUCACUCUGCACCCAGACUUGUCCACAGGUGUAGGGGAUCAUAACUACUGCCGUAAUCCCGAUGACUCAGGCGAGCCCUGGUGCUAUGUUUCCGGAGCAGAUGGACAACUCCAGAGAGAAGCAUGUGCUAUCGAGGCAUGCCAAGAUGAAAACUGCACAGAAGGGGUAACCUGCGCCAUGAGGCCUCCUGGAGAAGAGGAAACGACGACGAAGCAGGUGAAGCCUAUAGAAGGCGGAGCUGUGCAGCCGGUGGUGGGGGUCAGUCAGCGGGUCAGAACAGGACCCAAGAAGAAGAAAGACCUAGGAACUAUGGGUUAUGUCUUAGCCAUCAUCAUGAUGGCCAUCAUUAUCAUACUGGGAGUGGGAAUAACAGUGGGCUACUUCUACAAGCGGGGUCGUGACCUGAAGAAGCAGCACGAGCAGCGUGUGUAUGAGCGAGAGAUGCACCGCAUCACUCUUCCUCUCUCUGCAUUCGCCAACCCCACCUGCGAGCUCGUGGACGAGAACACCGUCGUGGUAGCUGCGGCGAACGAACCCGCUGAGCAGGCGCCUCCGCAGGGCGUUGCCGUCGAGGGCAGCGACCCCCUCAUCGACUCUGCAGGGACCCCUGGAGCUUGACGGGUCCUGGAUAGUACGGACAAUGAUAUCAUUUUGAGUCUCAGAGGAUCAGCACCACCCCACACACCCUAUCUGUCCGUCUCCUGCAUUCCAGGAGAAGGGAAAGCUCUUCAUGGACUCCUAGCAGCCUCGUCUUCUCAACAGCGGCUAUGUUGAGGAGCGGAGGAUGCACCAAGACACAUCACGGACAAAUCAAGGAUGCAAGGACUAGGGGGAGGAGUUGUAUAAAAGUGCAUGUCAGGAUCCCCCCCCCCAACCGUCAAUCACAUGUAAACCUUUGACUGUGAUCAUUUGGAAUACUAGAGUGACGUAUACACUCGCGGCAUUUCACCAGUCUGCAUGCUGGUUAGAGCAUGGUGGUCCGUUAACAAGCCUUAUUUAUGCACAUGAUGGAAAUGAAGCCGUGUAUUAUAACGGGUAAACUGAAGUGCUUGUUUUGCACUGUGUUAAUUGGAGGAAAAGGGCAGAGCAAGUGCAAGCAUUUUUUUCCACCCCCUACAACAUUUAGUGCUAUAGUAUCCCUCAGGAGAUGUAGCACUCAGUAUUUGAGUGGCUUUGAGUCGAUUAGCAAAAUGGAUCUACAGUAUAUACAUCACGGGUUCCUGAAACAAUUUACUACAGAAAACAGUACCUGGGUUUCCUUAGUGUACUGAUUUUAAUGGGGAAUUUUUUUUUGAAGUGUUACUCUUUUGCGUGUGUAAAGAAACACAUUUCCAAGGAAGAUGAAAAGAAAUAACGAUAUAUUGCGGUAUGAGAGAUUCUGAAGAUGAAUGCUUUUAGACUGGCAACAAAAACGUUUAACACAGCAAAGUCAGAUCUGAUUUAUAUCUUCAAUUCCGGGUUUUAGUCUUUUUAGUCUGCUUUGAAAAGGACAAACCGCCAUAUCUGAUCUUACUGAAGCUUAUCUACAUCAGAUAAACACCACACACGGGACACUAAUCAUCUUUUGUACACGUUUCUGGCCACAAGCUUCAGGAUCUUGAAAUCUGAUUGGCUUUCUCUUGCAUUUUUAUGUACGAUGGGAAAACGAAUGUUUUUGUAGCAUCACUGGAUUGAAACACGUUCACAUCAUCCCUUCUUUUAAAAACCGAAGUAUGAACUCUUGGCUAUGUUUCGUAACGAACUUUAGCGAGAGAGCAGACUCGGGAGACUGAAAACAUCCAGAGAAAUCAGCUUUCUUUCCUUUCUGUUUGCUGAUCUAAAUCUUCCCUGCUUAAGAUGUCAAAAAAAAAGUCAGAUUAUAUGAGCAUCCUGUUUGCACAAAGAGGUGCACGUGGAAAGGAAAGUCCGUUUGGUAUUGAUGGAUGGAAGCUGGCUAGAUCACACGUUUAUGUGAGCAAAUCCAUCAUAAAGGGAAAAAACUUGGAAAUUUUUCCUUUCUUUCUUUCUUUCUUUCUUUC
Molecule: messenger RNA, 2398 nt
Organism: Hemibagrus wyckioides
Lineage: Eukaryota; Metazoa; Chordata; Actinopteri; Siluriformes; Bagridae
Gene: pik3ip1
Product: phosphoinositide-3-kinase interacting protein 1
Exons: 6
Coding region: 207-998 (263 amino acids)
Molecular function (GO): endopeptidase activity; signaling receptor binding
Source: RefSeq, a predicted model, not a curated record